This is a messenger RNA of Lontra canadensis (Northern American river otter), 826 nucleotides long. RefSeq names its product proliferation and apoptosis adaptor protein 15 (gene PEA15). The record is from RefSeq and is a predicted model, not a curated record. NCBI's taxonomy places the organism in Eukaryota, Metazoa, Chordata, Mammalia, Carnivora, Mustelidae. Gene Ontology annotation, biological process: negative regulation of extrinsic apoptotic signaling pathway via death domain receptors; MAPK cascade. The transcript has 4 exons. The coding region runs from base 137 to 529 and encodes 130 amino acids. Gene Ontology annotation, molecular function: protein binding.
CUCGGGCUCGGGCUCGGCGGGCGGAAGCGGCGGCGGCGGCGGCAGGAGCGGCGGGAGCCGAGGCGGAGGCUCCGGACGCUGCCCCAGGACCCGGGACGCCGGAGAGCCGCGCCCUGAGCGCUCAGCCCGAGGCGUCAUGGCCGAGUACGGGACCCUCCUGCAGGACCUGACUAACAACAUCACCCUCGAAGACCUGGAGCAGCUCAAGUCGGCUUGCAAGGAGGACAUUCCCAGCGAGAAGAGCGAGGAGAUCACUACAGGCAGUGCCUGGUUCAGCUUCCUGGAGAGCCACAACAAGCUGGACAAAGACAACCUUUCCUACAUCGAGCACAUCUUUGAGAUCUCCCGCCGCCCCGACCUGCUCACCAUGGUGGUGGACUACAGAACCCGUGUUCUGAAGAUCUCGGAGGAGGAGGAGCUGGACACCAAGCUGACCCGCAUCCCCAGUGCCAAGAAGUACAAAGACAUUAUCCGGCAGCCCUCCGAGGAAGAGAUCAUCAAGCUGGCUCCGCCACCGAAGAAAGCCUGAGCGAGGGGGAGGAGAGGAGGAAGGUUGGACCUUCAGCGGACCACUCCCUUCCCCCAGCCUCCAGGGGAGGGGCAAGGGCCACCCCCCAGUCUACCCACUUACUAACCUGGUCCUAACCCCCUUACUGUGCGCGUGUGUGUGCGUGUGCGCACGCUCUGUCUGUCUCUAUGUCUAGCUCAUCUAGUUCCUCCUCCUCGUGAGGGGGUGGGGGUCGGGCUGGGGGGGGCUUCGUUUCCCCACUUUAGGGGGACGUGGGGGCUAUUUCUAUGCAAAUAGAAAUGGGCACAUUCCUCCUAC